Molecule: messenger RNA, 3413 nt
Organism: Cygnus atratus (black swan)
Lineage: Eukaryota; Metazoa; Chordata; Aves; Anseriformes; Anatidae
Gene: GSDME
Product: gasdermin E
Biological process (GO): programmed cell death
Cellular component (GO): cytoplasm
Source: RefSeq, a predicted model, not a curated record
GGGAAGCGCAGCACUUGGGUGCCCGCUGCAGCUGCCUCAGUGCCGGGCUUGGUGAGGGCGGCACAUGGCUGCGCGCCCACACGAAGCGCCUCAUCCCUCAGGGCCGGCAUCACCGUCUGCCCCGAUCCCCAGAUCUAAUGAUCUACUAUAUUGAGUUACGGAGCUGUGGUAAAUGAAAGAAGCAGGGUACUGCUGCACCAGCAAAUAGACUCAUUGCAAAGACAUUCCCAAUGCAGCAAAGUGUAGGAGACGUUGAUAUUGUCAUCCUGAUGCUAAAGACAGUACCAGCUAUCCUACCUGCGAAAUGCAUUGCUUGGGAUAAAGGAAACCUUACGCAAGAAGAGAUGCCAGUAUUUUUAAAUUUACGACAAAUUUAAGAGCUACAAUAAGAUAAUGCUCUAAAUGAUUCUCCAAGAUGUUUGCAAAAGCAACAAAGAAUUUUGUGAGAGAAACAGACAGCGGAGGUGACUUGAUCCCUGUCUCUCACUUGAACGCCUCAGACAAGCUGCAGCUUCUCAGCUUGGUUACAAAGAAGAAGACAUUCUGGUGCUGGCAGAAGCCCAAGUAUCAUUUCUUGACAGUCUCCUUGAGUGAUGUGCUUACAGAAGACAAACCUAUAAAACCAGUGAUUGUGGAGUCUGACUUCGCAAAAUACGUGGGGAAAUUUGAAGAUUUUGUUCAAGGAAGUAUUGAAACUUCGUUUGGAAAGAUCAGCCUGGGAGCUGGAGGGAGGGGCUAUGUGGAAAGCCAGUCCUCCUUUGGAAACCUGAGGAAGCAGGAGAUUGACUUGCAGCAGCUUAUGAAAGACGUCAAGGACAGAAUGAUAAAUAUGAACAGUAGUUUACUGCAACAAGUAAUAGAAAGAAAACGUGAAGUACUGUGCAUCUUGAGAGAGAAGAUAGUAACAACUCAAAAGUGUACGAUAGCUGAACAUAUCCAGACAGAAGAAAAAAUCAGUGGUCUGCUGGGAUGCAGUACAAAAACAGUAAAGGUUUCAGUGAGUGACAGUGGAAGUACGGUGAAGGAUUCUAGUGUGAUCCUUGAGAUUCCUCCUGCAACCACUAUUGCUUAUGGCGUGAUUGAACUCUUUAUAAAGUGCAAUGGCCAGUUUGAAUUCUGUCUGCUGGAUGAACAACAAGGAGGUUUUGAAAGAGAAAGCACAGAAGGCUCAACUUAUCCCCAUUCAGCACCGUCCAGAGAUGCUUUGUUUCUGUAUCAGCCAGAUGCUGUUGAUAAUGGGGUGUGCUCUGGGGCUAGGAACCUCAUUCCCAGGGAUGCUUCUUUAAGUGUAUUGAAACAAGAUCUAUCAUGGUUGAAGGCUCAGUUCCAGCCCUUUGCGAAGCUCCCAGAAGAAAAGCAAAGAGCUUUAUAUAAAAGCCUGUGUGAACUCCUGCUCCGUGAAGAACUGCUAACUGCCCUGGCGGAUGUGUUAGAUGAUAUCUGCACAGGAGACAAGCCAGAUCUGAAGGAGCUAAAGCCUGCACAACAGCAAGACCUGGUUGACUUCUUGCAGCUCUUAGGGUGCAGUAAUGAGGUAUUGUUGCAGAACUGUCAGCUUCAGGAUGAGGAAUUGGUCUCAGCUGCUCACCUCCUCAUCAGUGCUGUCUCUGAGCUGUCUGAUUACACUCUUGUCCUGCUGCGUGCCUGCUGUGAUCUACAGGUUGUUCCGGCAUUGUGUUGCUUGCCUAAUAUCGCUUCAGCUGACGGCACCUUGGCACUGAGCAGUCCUUUGGUGGCUACUCUGACUGACAGAGGAAGAUUCGAUGUCGUGCAAAGGCUUUUUGCUUCAUCAAGCAUUAAUUUGGAAAUGACAGAGUCUUCUGUAAAAGUUGUCACUGCGAGAGAACCUCGCUUCUUCCCGCACCUUCUUUAUGUUGCACUGUACGGACUUCAUAGUUUAGUGAUUGUGGAGUCUGACUUCGCAAAAUACGUGGGGAAAUUUGAAGAUUUUGUUCAAGGAAGUAUUGAAACUUCGUUUGGAAAGAUCAGCCUGGGAGCUGGAGGGAGGGGCUAUGUGGAAAGCCAGUCCUCCUUUGGAAACCUGAGGAAGCAGGAGAUUGACUUGCAGCAGCUUAUGAAAGACGUCAAGGACAGAAUGAUAAAUAUGAACAGUAGUUUACUGCAACAAGUAAUAGAAAGAAAACGUGAAGUACUGUGCAUCUUGAGAGAGAAGAUAGUAACAACUCAAAAGUGUACGAUAGCUGAACAUAUCCAGACAGAAGAAAAAAUCAGUGGUCUGCUGGGAUGCAGUACAAAAACAGUAAAGGUUUCAGUGAGUGACAGUGGAAGUACGGUGAAGGAUUCUAGUGUGAUCCUUGAGAUUCCUCCUGCAACCACUAUUGCCUAUGGCGUGAUUGAACUCUUUAUAAAGUGCAAUGGCCAGUUUGAAUUCUGUCUGCUGGAUGAACAACAAGGAGGUUUUGAAAGAGAAAGCACAGAAGGCUCAACUUAUCCCCAUUCAGCACCGUCCAGAGAUGCUUUGUUUCUGUAUCAGCCAGAUGCUGUUGAUAAUGGGGUGUGCUCUGGGGCUAGGAACCUCAUUCCCAGGGAUGCUUCUUUAAGUGUAUUGAAACAAGAUCUAUCAUGGUUGAAGGCUCAGUUCCAGCCCUUUGCGAAGCUCCCAGAAGAAAAGCAAAGAGCUUUAUAUAAAAGCCUGUGUGAACUCCUGCUCCGUGAAGAACUGCUAACUGCCCUGGCGGAUGUGUUAGAUGAUAUCUGCACAGGAGACAAGCCAGAUCUGAAGGAGCUAAAGCCUGCACAACAGCAAGACCUGGUUGACUUCUUGCAGCUCUUAGGGUGCAGUAAUGAGGUAUUGUUGCAGAACUGUCAGCUUCAGGAUGAGGAAUUGGUCUCAGCUGCUCACCUCCUCAUCAGUGCUGUCUCUGAGCUGUCUGAUUACACUCUUGUCCUGCUGCGUGCCUGCUGUGAUCUACAGGUUGUUCCGGCAUUGUGUUGCUUGCCUAAUAUCGCUUCAGCUGACGGCACCUUGGCACUGAGCAGUCCUUUGGUGGCUACUCUGACUGACAGAGGAAGAUUCGAUGUCGUGCAAAGGCUUUUUGCUUCAUCAAGCAUUAAUUUGGAAAUGACAGAGUCUUCUGUAAAAGUUGUCACUGCGAGAGAACCUCGCUUCUUCCCGCUCCUUCUUUAUGUUGCACUGUACGGACUUCAUAGUUUAGGUGGGACUGCAUAGGAGCUUUGCUGAGCAGUCACUGUCCCAGCCUGUUCUUAUUCUGUAGCUGUGCAAUAGCGCCGAGGUUUGUGAGCUGGCAAUAGAGCAGCUGAAUACUAGGGGGUCUGUGGGGGCGAGGCAGGCGGCAGCGAGCCCUCUGCUGCCGUAAGAAGGUGAGCUGCAGCUCCGCAAUUUCACUAAGGUAACGUCUGCAGUGGAAAAUACAUAAAUAAAGUAAAUAAGG